This is a messenger RNA of Jaculus jaculus (lesser Egyptian jerboa), 2984 nucleotides long. RefSeq names its product ribosomal protein S6 kinase like 1 (gene Rps6kl1). NCBI's taxonomy places the organism in Eukaryota, Metazoa, Chordata, Mammalia, Rodentia, Dipodidae. Gene Ontology annotation, molecular function: ATP binding; protein kinase activity. Bases 160 to 1731 code for a protein of 523 amino acids. The transcript is spliced from 11 exons. Gene Ontology annotation, biological process: protein phosphorylation. The record is from RefSeq and is a predicted model, not a curated record.
CGGCACCGGGCUGGGGCUCCCCGCACCUGGCCCGGCGAUUGAAGCUGCGGUCCGCGGAGCUCGCUCGGCUCGCGGGGCCGCAGGGGCGGAGGCGGCCUGGGACAAGCUGGCUCGUCCCCCGAGCUCCUGGCUCACACAGACUGCAGCUGCAGGGCAGCCAUGAGCCUGGUGGCCUGUGAAUGCCCACCUGGCCCGGGCGUGGAGCCUGAGCCCUGCUCACGGGCCCGGUCCCAGGCCUGCGUUUACCUGGAGCAGAUUCGUAACCGUGUAGCUACGGGGACACCCGACAUGAGCAAGCGUGACUACUUGGUAGACGCAGCCACACAGAUCCGGCUGGCCCUGGAGCGUGACGUCAGUGAGGACUACGAGGCAGCCUUCAACCACUACCAGAACGGUGUGGACGUGCUGCUCCGUGGUGUACAUGUUGACCCCAACAAGGAGCGGCGUGAGGCGGUAAAGCUGAAAAUUACCAAGUACCUGCGGCGGGCGGAAGAGAUCUUCAACUGUCACCUGCAGCGGACACUGGGUGGCGGAGCCAGCACUGACACGGGCUUUAGCAGCCUGAGGCUCCGGCCCAUCCGCACCCUGAGCUCUGCCCUGGAGCAGCUGAGGGGCUUCCGAGUGGUCGGGGUCAUUGAGAAGGUGCAGCUGGUCCAGGACCCAACAUCUGGAGGGACCUUCGUGGUGAAGAGCCUGCCCAGGUGCCACGCGGUGAGUCGCGAGCGGUUGACCAUCAUCCCGCAUGGGGUCCCCUACAUGACAAAGCUGCUGCAGUACUUUGUGAGUGAAGACUCCAUCUUCCUGCACCUGGAGCAUGUGCAAGGAGGCACGCUGUGGUCCCACCUCCUCUCCCAGGCGCACCCCCAACACCCUGGACGCCGGUCUGGCCCUGCCCUGGAGAAGUCAAAAGCUCAGCUCAACACCCACCGGGGCCUCCCGAGCCCGGCGCGGCCUCCCCCGGGCCACACCCCGGGGCGGACUUCUCCUCGGAGUGUCCCCGCAGCAGUCGGGGAGGCCCCGAGCCUCAGGCCUUCGGCCAGGACCAGCGCCUCCUCCUCCUCCUCCUCCUCCUCCGACCUCUCCUUGAGCAGCCAAGCCAGGCGAGCCGGCCACAGCUCGAACCCUGCGCCCACGCGGGGGCUCCGCUGGGUUCGUGAGGGGGCCGACCGGGUGCUGGGCAGCUGUGGCCGAGACGGGGCCCGCGUGGGGCGGGGCGGGGCCGUCCCGAGCGCGGGGGACGAGCAGGUGAGGCAGUGGGCGGCCGAGAUGCUGCUGGCGCUGGAGGCGCUGCACGAGCACGGGGUGCUGUGCCGGGACCUCAACCCGCGGAACCUGCUCCUGGACCAGGCAGGUCACAUCCGGCUCACGUAUUUUGGCCAGUGGUCAGAAGUGGAGCCCCAGUUUAGCAGGGACGCUGUGGACUGCUUGUACAGUGCCCCAGAGGUCGGAGGGAUCUCUGAGCUGACUGAAGCCUGUGAUUGGUGGAGCUAUGGGUCACUGCUGUAUGAGCUGCUCACGGGAAUGGCACUGUCCCAGAGCCACCCCUCAGGAUUCCAGGCUCACACCCAGCUCCAGUUGCCAGAGUGGCUCAGUCGCCCAGCAGCCUCUCUGCUGACCGAGCUGCUGCAGUUCGACCCACAGCAGCGCCUCGGUGCUGGAGAAGGUGGGGCUCGCAAACUCAAGUCCCACCCCUUUUUCAGUACUAUCCAGUGGAGCAGACUGGCAGGGUAAGGGGUGGGUCAGUGGGCAAGGAAGCAGCUGGCCUGGCUCUCCUGUCUGCCUGCCACAAGGGCUGUCCCCUCCGAUCAGUGAGCUUCAGGAGAACAAUGUAGGACAGCAGCUGCCUUUCUGCGCUCCGCUUCCAGCUUGGGCCUCAUAAGCAAGACUGUCGCUGCCCAGUAGGGGGCAGUCUGAGGAGCAGCUGAAUCCAGGCCCUACUUGCCAGCACCCUGAACCCAUCAGGCAACACACACCUGUUGAGUGCAACUACCAUAUGCCUUUAACAUGGUCCUGUCAUAUGUUAAGGGGUGCCUUCUGUCACUCCAGCUCUGCACUUCUCAGCCAAAUGACAAGUUCACUGACACACUCACUGCCAUGUUGUGCCCAUUGGGACAUUCAUGGAGACUCGACUCAGGACAGUGAUUCAGUGGCUCAGUGGACCCAAACCAGAGCUGUCCUGGGGACAUCUUAGACAUGUGACCACUAGGCUGCUUCUGCCAGAAGCUGUUCCCACAGGAGUGGGAAGGGUGGGAAGCAGGGACAUCUGAGGGGGACAGGAGGGUUCCUGACCAGGCCCUAACUUAUGGCUAUGGAGAACAAAAGGGAGGGAGGGGAGGGACCUAAAAAGCCAGAAGGAGGUCGGGGGAGGGAAGGAAUGCAUUUCUGCCACUCGGUUAAGUAUGAAAACAGAAUAAAGGAGCUCAAGUAAUCGGUUAGCAUGCGGUACUUAUAUGAAAUAAAGAGCUUUCUUCCCCAGCCAGCCCAUCUGUGACAGGGGAGCCUGGCUCAUGGGUCUGAGAUUACCGUCUCAGGCCUUGAGUCUGUUUGCCAUACUCAGUUCUAUGCCUACUGAAAGAGAAUCUACAAAACACAUUAACUACUUUACCCAUAUGUUCAGCCAGAAGCAAGAUUUUCUGGUAUGAAGAACUGUGGUGAGUAUCCCACAGAUAACUCCCUAGGUUUGAGGCUCCUCUCCAGACUCCCUGGAUCACUGGGUAUAGUGCCUGAGACAAACUUCCAUCUGACCUGUCCACAGCGUCUCCUAGCCAGUGUCUACACCACUCGGUGGCACUUCUGACACUGUCCAUGGGUUGGGCAACUCCCACCUGACUGCUUGUAACCUAAGGAGGCCCAAUAUUCCUCAGAUUCUCAGAGUGACUCAGGGCCAGAGAAUAGGGGAAAACACAGCCUGUUGUCCCAAGCUCCAUGGCCAUGACCUGGCUGUCCCUGGGGUUUGUCUACUAAUAAAGCCUGCUCUUCCUGCA